This is a messenger RNA of Emiliania huxleyi CCMP1516, 666 nucleotides long. RefSeq lists its product as hypothetical. Gene Ontology annotation, biological process: cilium assembly. The record is from RefSeq and is a predicted model, not a curated record. NCBI's taxonomy places the organism in Eukaryota, Haptophyta, Isochrysidales, Noelaerhabdaceae. The transcript has 7 exons. Gene Ontology annotation, cellular component: MKS complex. The coding region runs from base 1 to 666 and encodes 221 amino acids.
AUGGCAGCGCCGUCCGCGGGCCAGCAAAGGUAUUUCAAUGUGAUGGCGACGGGGCAGAUCGAGUCGGGUCGUUUCGAGGGCAACUCCUCACUCUACUGCCGCUACGUCUUUUCGUGCGGCGAGGACUGGUCCGUCAUGUGCGGCGUGGAGGAAGGCAUCACGCAGAUGGCCUCCUCCUCUGGCUCGACUGCAAACGGGUCGGUGGUGUGGAACUUCCCCAUCGACGCCACCUUUCGCUCGACGUGCCCACACGGAUGGCCGCAGCUUGUCCUCUCCGUCUACGGCGAGGACUACUUUGGACGUCCGGAUAUGAUCCUGGGGUACGGAGCAGUGCACCUGCCUCUCACGCCCGGCCGCCACCGCGUGACUGUGCGCACGUUCCGGCCGCUCGCUUCCUCGCUGCUCGGCCGGCUGCAGUCGUGGCUCAACGGGAUGCGGCCCGAGUUCAUCGAGUCGCUCUUCCCUGCAAAGGGCGAGGGGCGAGAGGCGACCAGUCCCUGCAUCUGUUCGCCCCGGCCCGCUCUCUUCUCCACCACCUCCUUUGGCUCGGUGAGCCUUGUGCUCGACGUCGCCAUCCAGGGCAUGGAGCAGCUCGGAUACGCGGUGCCGCCGCCUCGCGCCGAGGGCGUUCGCCUCAUCGACCCUCUAGCUGCCACUAUCUCGUGA